This is a messenger RNA of Gavia stellata (red-throated loon), 1434 nucleotides long. It is a transcript of the gene NR1H4, whose product is annotated as nuclear receptor subfamily 1 group H member 4. Gene Ontology annotation, molecular function: zinc ion binding; nuclear receptor activity; RNA polymerase II cis-regulatory region sequence-specific DNA binding. Gene Ontology annotation, biological process: positive regulation of transcription by RNA polymerase II; negative regulation of transcription by RNA polymerase II; bile acid signaling pathway. The coding region runs from base 1 to 1434 and encodes 477 amino acids. The record is from RefSeq and is a predicted model, not a curated record. NCBI's taxonomy places the organism in Eukaryota, Metazoa, Chordata, Aves, Gaviiformes, Gaviidae. The transcript is spliced from 9 exons.
AUGGGAUCUGAAAUGAAUUUAAUAGGACAUCACCAGCUAGCCACUGCUGAUGGUUUUUCUCUUGCUGAAGGUCCUCAUUUGUUUGGUGUCCUUUCAGAGCCAAUGAGUUCUCCUGUGCAAGAGGCAGAUGUGUCACCUUACACACAGUACAACAGUGUGCCAUUUCCCCAAGUUCAGCCUCAGAUUUCAUCGCCGCCUUAUUACUCCAACCUAGGCUUCUACCCUCCACAGCAUGAGGAAUGGUAUUCCCCUGGGAUGUACGAGCUCAGGAGAAUACCCUCAGAGACCUUUUUCACAAGGGAGACAGAGAUAAUGGAUAUCCCUGCAGCCAAAAAGCCUAGACUGGGUCACUCCACAGGAAGAGUGAAAGGAGAAGAGCUCUGUGUGGUCUGCGGUGACAAAGCCUCUGGGUACCACUACAAUGCUCUUACUUGUGAAGGAUGCAAAGGGUUCUUCAGAAGAAGCAUCACAAAAAACGCAGUAUACAAGUGUAAAAAUGGAGGCAACUGCGAGAUGGACAUGUACAUGAGGAGAAAAUGCCAGGAGUGCCGCCUAAAGAAAUGCAAGCAAAUGGGCAUGUUGGCUGAAUGUAUGUAUACAGGUCUGUUAACAGAAAUACAAUGCAAGUCAAAAAGGCUACGGAAAAAUGUGAAACAGCCCCCAGAUCAGACAGUCAAUGAAGAUAACGAAGGCCAUGACAUGAAACAAGUGACAUCUACAACUAAAAUAUAUAGGGAGAAAAUAGAAUUUACCCCAGAACAGCAGAACCUUCUUGAUUACAUCAUGGAUUCAUACAGUAAACAACAAAUACCACAGGAGGUGUCAAAAAAACUAUUACACGAGGAAUUCAGUGCUGAAGGAAAUUUUCUGAUUUUAACAGAAAUGGCUACCAGUCAUGUGCAGGUUCUUGUGGAAUUCACUAAAAAACUACCAGGCUUCCAAACCCUUGAUCAUGAAGAUCAGAUUGCUUUGCUGAAGGGCUCAGCAGUAGAAGCCAUGUUCCUCCGUUCAGCUGAGAUCUUCAGUAGGAAACUUCCUACAGGACAUACUGUCCUUUUAGAAGAAAGAAUUCGCAAUAGUGGUAUCUCAGACGAAUUCAUAACUCCCAUGUUUAAUUUUUAUAAAAGCAUUGGAGAGCUGAAGAUGACACAGGAAGAAUAUGCUCUGCUCACAGCCAUAGUUAUCCUGUCUCCAGAUCGACAAUACAUAAAGGACAGAGAGUCUGUGGAAAGGCUUCAAGAACCCAUGCUGGAUGUUCUACAAAAACUCUGCAAACUUCACCACCCAGAUAACCCUCAACACUUUGCAUGUCUUCUGGGCCGUCUUACAGAAUUACGGACAUUUAACCAUCAUCAUGCAGAGAUGCUGAUGUCAUGGAGAGUCAAUGAUCACAAAUUCACACCUCUUCUCUGUGAAAUCUGGGAUGUGCAGUGA